Messenger RNA from Ochotona curzoniae (black-lipped pika), 1787 nucleotides. RefSeq names its product synapsin III (gene SYN3). The record is from RefSeq and is a predicted model, not a curated record. Gene Ontology annotation, molecular function: ATP binding. The transcript has 13 exons. Gene Ontology annotation, biological process: neurotransmitter secretion. The coding region runs from base 46 to 1785 and encodes 579 amino acids. Gene Ontology annotation, cellular component: synaptic vesicle membrane; synaptic vesicle. NCBI's taxonomy places the organism in Eukaryota, Metazoa, Chordata, Mammalia, Lagomorpha, Ochotonidae.
ACUCCCGACCACGUGAGAACAAGCCAUCUUCAGCUGAUCGCAGCCAUGAACUUCCUCCGCCGCCGUCUCUCCGACAGCAGCUUUGUGGCCAACCUACCCAAUGGCUACAUGACGGACCUCCAGCGUCCAGACAGCUCCAUCAGCUCCCCUGCUUCCCCGGCCACGGAGAGGAGGCACACCCAGCCCCUGGCGGCCUCCUUCUCCUCGCCAGGGUCCAGCCUCUUUAGCUCCUUCUCCAGUGCCAUGAAGCAGUCCCCUCAGGCCUCCUCAGGGUUCAUGGAGCCCCCAGUUCCCUCCACACCUGUUGUUCAGAGGCCCCGGGUGCUGUUGGUGAUCGAUGAUGCCCACACCGACUGGUCUAAGUAUUUCCAGGGGAAGAAGGUGAAUGGGGAGAUUGAGAUCCGAGUGGAACAGGCUGAAUUCUCUGAGCUGAACCUUGCCGCCUAUGUGACCGGGGGCUGUGUGGUGGACAUGCAAGUCGUCAGAAAUGGGACCAAAGUUGUGAGAUCCUUCAAGCCAGACUUCAUCCUGGUCCGCCAGCAUGCCUACAGCAUGGCUCUAGGUGAAGAUUAUCGCAGCCUGGUCAUCGGCCUGCAGUAUGGAGGGCUGCCUGCCGUCAACUCCCUCUACUCCGUCUACAACUUCUGCAGCAAGCCCUGGGUGUUCUCUCAGCUCAUUAAGAUCUUUCACUCCCUGGGCCCUGAGAAAUUCCCGCUGGUGGAGCAAACGUUUUUUCCCAAUCAUAAGCCAAUGCUCACAGCCCCGCACUUCCCUGUGGUGGUCAAGUUGGGACAUGCCCACGCCGGUAUGGGAAAGAUCAAAGUGGAAAACCAACAUGACUAUCAGGACAUCACCAGUGUGGUGGCCAUGGCCAAGACCUAUGCCACCACUGAGGCCUUCAUCGACUCCAAGUACGACAUCCGAAUCCAGAAGAUCGGUUCCAACUACAAGGCUUACAUGAGAACCUCCAUCUCUGGAAACUGGAAGGCCAAUACAGGCUCUGCCAUGCUGGAGCAGGUGGCCAUGACCGAGAGGUACCGGCUGUGGGUGGACAGCUGCUCAGAAAUGUUCGGCGGCCUGGACAUCUGCGCCGUCAAGGCAGUCCACAGCAAAGAUGGCCGAGAUUACAUCAUCGAGGUGAUGGACAGUUCCAUGCCCCUGAUUGGAGAGCACGUGGAAGAGGACAAACAGCUGAUGGCCGACCUUGUCAUCUCCAAAAUGAGCCACCUGCUGGCGCCAGGGGCCACAGUGCCCUCGCCUCUGAGACCCUGGGCUCCACAGAUUAAGCCUGCGAAAUCCCCUGGGCAGGCCCAGCUGGGCCCUCAGCUAGGACAGCCCCAGCCACGGCCACCUCCACAAGGGAGCCCUCGUCAAGCUCAGUCUCCCCAGCCCCCAAGGUCCAGAAGCCCCUCCCAGCAGAGGCUCUCCCCACAAGGCCAACAGCCACUGAGUCCCCAAUCCGGCUCGCCACAGCAGCAGAGGUCGCCAGGCUCCCCGCAGCUAGCCCGAGCGUCAGGUGGUGGCUCCCCAAACCAGACAGCCAAGCCGGGUGCAACCCUCCCCUCGCUGCCCCGGCCCCCGGUGCAGGGCCGCAGCACCUCCCAGCAGGGCGAGGAGCCCAAGAAGGCAGCGCAGCCCCAUCCUCAUCUCAACAAAUCUCAAUCCCUGACCAACAGCCUCAGUACCUCCGACACCUCGCAGCGCGGGACUCCCAGUGAAGACGAGGCCAAGGCCGAGACUAUCCGCAACUUGAGAAAAUCCUUCGCCAGCCUGUUCUCUGACUAACC